Iphiclides podalirius (scarce swallowtail) is the source of this 867-nucleotide messenger RNA. The record is from the annotation of a GenBank genome assembly. Lineage: Eukaryota; Metazoa; Arthropoda; Insecta; Lepidoptera; Papilionidae.
AUGGCUUGCCGUAAUACAUAUGCUGCGAAACUCGCCGUAAAGGAUUCGAUAUGUGAAAAUGAUAGCAAAAUAAGUGUAUACGAAAUAAAUCUUACUUCAUUAUCAUCCGUUAAAAAGUGUUCCGAAAACGUUUUAAAACAGCACAGUAAAAUUGAUAUUGUGAUUUUAAAUGCCGCUGUAUUCGGGUUACCAUGGACACUUACAGAAGAUGGUUUGGAAACAGCUUUCCAAGUGAAUUAUCUAAGUCAAUACUAUCUACUCAUGAGAAUUGAAAAAAUACUGGCCCCGAAUGCUAGGGUCGUAUUUACUUCUUCAGAAUCACACAGAAAUAUAAAUUGGAAUAUGGACAAAAUUUUAGCGCCAACUAUAGACCAUCUUUCUAUUCCAAAAGAUGAGUACACGUCAAUUAGGGCGUACAAUAUAUCUAAAUUAUGUGGUAUUUUGGCGAUGCAUUAUCUGGGCUAUCGUUGGUUAAAUUCAAACAAAGCAGUUUUCUGCGCGCAUCCCGGGUCUUUUAUCAAAACGAGACUGUGUCGAAACUGGUGGGUGUACGAAGCCCUCUACACAUCAAUGCUGCCAUUUUCUAAAACUGUUCGGCAAGCAGCCAGCACGGUCAUUUAUUGCGCUACUUCACCGGAUUUGAACGGAUUGUCAGCAUUGUAUUUUAAGGAUUGCAAACGUUGCGACGAAAGUGACUUGGCAAAGGAUACGCAUUUAUCAUUCAGAGUGAACGAUUUGACUCGCGAAAUUCUUCGAGAGCGCGUACCAGACUUUAAAGAUACUUUUAGAGGUAACGAGUUGCGAAAUGUUGGUGAAGAAGUAAAAGAGGCCAUUGAUCAUAAUACGCUUGUAUCCCAUUACUCAAAU